UAUGAUAGUACUUGGUUAUAUUCUGUUCCAUUCUCCAUCGACGACUCGAAGAAGCUCGCCCUCGCCCCAAAGCGGAGCUCGAACAAGGACCGCCACACCAAAGUCGAGGGCCGCGGCCGCCGGAUUCGGAUGCCGGCUCUCUGCGCCGCCAGAAUUUUCCAAUUGACGAGGGAAUUAGGGCACAAAUCGGACGGCGAGACCAUCCAGUGGCUGCUGCAGCAGGCCGAGCCGUCGAUCAUCGCCGCCACGGGGAGCGGCACCAUCCCCGCCUCCGCCCUGGCCGCCGCGGGCGGCGCGAUCUCGCAGCAGGCCAGCUCGAUUUCGUCGGGCCUCGAUGAAUUAGGGGCUAAUCGGAGCUCGUGGCCUAUGAUUGGGGGAAAUUUGGGGAGGACUCACGUGAGCACGGCGGCGGGGCUGUGGCCUCCCGCGGGAUUCGGAUUUCAAACGUCGUCGUCUUCGUCUGGUCCGUCAAUGGCGGCGGCGGAGAAUUCUAGUUAUCUUCAGAAAAUGGGGUUCCCUGGAUUUGAGCUGCCUGGAGGGAAUUUGGGGGCAAUGAGUUUCACCUCAAUUUUGAGCGGCGGAGGCGGUCAGCAGCUGCCCGGAUUGGAGCUUGGAUUGUCACAAGAUGGAAACAUAGGAGUGAUGAAUCCUCAGGCAUUCAGCCAGUUUUAUCAGCAGAUGGCGGCGCCGGCGGCGCGUGUCGCCCACCACCAUCAAAAUCAUCAGCAACACCACCACCAGCAGAAUUUGUCGCCUAAGGAUGAUGAUUCUCAAGAAUCAGGACAGUAGAUUUGUCUGAAAAAGUUAACAAUAUUAAUACUAAAAAUGGUUGCUUUGGUUUUUGGGGGAUGGAUUGUGUGGUGAUUGGUUUUCUUCUCUUUUUUUAAAAUUUUAUUUGUAUUCUUUUUCUUUUUUUUGUUGCAUUAGUGUAUAAAUCUCAAGAAUGAUAGAUAUGUUCA
Salvia hispanica is the source of this 959-nucleotide messenger RNA. Its product is annotated as transcription factor TCP20-like. The record is from RefSeq and is a predicted model, not a curated record. Gene Ontology annotation, cellular component: nucleus. NCBI's taxonomy places the organism in Eukaryota, Viridiplantae, Streptophyta, Magnoliopsida, Lamiales, Lamiaceae. Gene Ontology annotation, molecular function: sequence-specific DNA binding; DNA-binding transcription factor activity.